GGGCGGUGUGCAGCCAGGCCGGCGUGUGGCCUCGCGCGGUCCCGACCGGUCUCGGGGGCUGAGGGCCUGAGGGGGCGGCGACGGCGCCGACCAGACGCCGCAACCGGUGGGGAGAGCGUGCUUCUCCCCCCUUGGUCUGCACUCUGCCCCGUUGGAAGAUAGCCUCCAGGGCUUCUCUUGCCCCUAGCCGUGAGCUGCCUGGCAUGGUGCUGGGAGUGGCCCCUGAGUCUACUCCGUGUUCAUCCAUCACCAGCCUGGAUACCAAGGAUGUGGUUCAGAAAAGACUCAAGAGGAGAAGCCGGCAGCACCAGCGGUUCAUGGCCCGCAAAGCCUUGGUGCAGGAGCAGGAGCUGUGUAACACGGCACCAAGGCCAGGAUCCUGCCCUCAGUCCUCCUCCUCUCAAAAGCCAGCAGACUCAGAGGCUUUAGGCAGCAGAAGGCAGCGUCCCAAAGCUAGGCCUGGCAGUGGUAGCCCAUGCAGCAAAGGGCCUGUCACCAGAGAAGCUCCAAGGCCUGGACCCAGCAAAUGUAUUGCCAUUGACUGUGAGAUGGUGGGUACAGGCCCUCGUGGGCGGGUGAGCGAGCUGGCCCGUUGCUCUGUAGUGAGCUACAAUGGCGAUGUUCUCUACGACAAGUACAUCCGCCCUGAGAUGCCAAUUGUGGACUACCGCACCCGCUGGAGUGGCAUUACCCGCCAGCACAUGCGAAAGGCCAUCCCCUUUCAGGUGGCCCAGAAAGAGAUCAUUAAGCUCUUGAAGGGCAAGGUGGUGGUGGGGCAUGCACUACACAAUGACUUCCAGGCCCUCAAGUAUGUUCAUCCUCGGAGCCAGACGCGGGAUACCACUCAUGUCCCAAACCUGCUCAGCCAGCCCAGCUCCCACACCCGAGCUCGGGUCUCUCUCAAGGACCUGGCCCUGCACCUGCUGCACAAGAAGAUCCAGGUAGGCCAUCAGGGACACUCAUCUGUGGAAGAUGCAACGACAGCCAUGGAGCUCUACAAGCUGGUGGAAGUACAGUGGGAACAACAAGAGGCCAACACUGCCCCGGCCCUCCCUGAGGACAGGGGAUCCGACAGCAGCACUGACGUGGAGCAGUACAUGGAGGACCAGUACUGGCCUGAUGAGCUGGCCCAGAGCACCAGUGCAGAAAUGAGGGAGGCUCAGGAAGGAAGGGAGUGAGAGAAAGGUACAGAGAGUGGGAGAGCCAGGAGCGGUCCUCCCUAGACAGACAGGGUAGGCAGCAGUCUGGUAGACAGGGUCAGAGCACUCACCUGACCGCAUGCUGGUUCACGACACCGCCCCUCCUGUAAGGGAUGCUUUUCCCCAAUUCCUGUGGGUUUGCUGAUGACACUAGGCAGACCUUGUCCUAGUGCCCAACAGGUAUAGAGAAAGUGCCAUAGGACUAUCCAAGGUUGUCACUGGCUUCCUGAGCCACGUCUUCUGGGCUCA
Messenger RNA from Phodopus roborovskii (desert hamster), 1448 nucleotides. RefSeq names its product apoptosis enhancing nuclease (gene Aen). The transcript has 4 exons. Bases 204 to 1178 code for a protein of 324 amino acids. Gene Ontology annotation, cellular component: nucleus. The record is from RefSeq and is a predicted model, not a curated record. Gene Ontology annotation, molecular function: nucleic acid binding; exonuclease activity. NCBI's taxonomy places the organism in Eukaryota, Metazoa, Chordata, Mammalia, Rodentia, Cricetidae.